CCUAGCGGUACAGCGCCAGCCCGCGAUUUGUAGGACAGCAGUAAGUCACUGUACUGCGUCGCCUCUCGCAACACAGCGAGCGCUGCGGGCUCACGCGACGCCCAGCCGCCACAGUAAAAAAAGGCGACAAGGCCUCCGCGAUAAAAAAUGCUCGCCACCCGCGCCCUCCACCGCGUCGGGACCGCCAGAGCGUUUUCCACGACGACGUCGACGACGGCGCGCGCGGCGGCGGCGCGCGCGGCGCUCGCGGCGUCGACGCGCCACGUCGGCGCGCGCUGGACCGCCGCCGCGGCGCCGCGCGCGCGCUGGCGCGACGCGAUGAAGGCGCGCGCGGCGGCGACGACGGCGCCCGUGCGCGCGCGCCUCGCGCUGGCGGCGCCGCGGCUCCGGCUCCGCGAGCUCCUCGCGCCGCGGCUCCGGCUCCUCGCCGCGCGGCGGCCGCGGCGCCUCGCCCGGCUCAAGGCCGCGGCGGCGGCGCACGCCGCGGCGGUCAAGGAGCGCGCGCGGCGCGCCGCGGCGCUCGCGGUCGCGUUCCGCGCGCGCCGCGCCGGCUACGCGGGCCAGCUCGCGGACGCGUGGCGCACGUACGGCUGGACGGCCGUGGGCACGCACUUCGCCGUCUACGGGACGACGCUGGCGGGGCUGACGGCCGCCGUCGACGUCGGCCUGCUCGGCGGCGGCCGCGCGCGCGACGAGGCGGUGGCGAAGCUGUCGGCGCUCGUGGCGCCCGUCGCGCCGCGCGCGCUCGUCGACGGCCUCCGCUCGUCGCCGACGGCGGGCGCCUUCGCCGUGGCCUGGGUGCUGGCGAAGUUCACGGAGAUCCCGCGGCUCGCCGUGACGCUCGCGCUGACGCCGCGCGUCGCCGCGAUGCGGUCCGUCGUGCGGCUGGCGGUUCGGGGCGUCGUAUCUUAA
Messenger RNA from Pelagomonas calceolata, 912 nucleotides. The record is from the annotation of a GenBank genome assembly. Lineage: Eukaryota; Pelagophyceae; Pelagomonadales; Pelagomonadaceae.